Malania oleifera is the source of this 1350-nucleotide messenger RNA. Its product is annotated as NAC domain-containing protein 2-like. Gene Ontology annotation, biological process: regulation of DNA-templated transcription. The record is from RefSeq and is a predicted model, not a curated record. Lineage: Eukaryota; Viridiplantae; Streptophyta; Magnoliopsida; Santalales; Ximeniaceae. The transcript has 3 exons. Gene Ontology annotation, molecular function: DNA binding. The coding region runs from base 146 to 1000 and encodes 284 amino acids.
CAAAGUUCGACGUUUCAGAAGCCACCGCCACCACCACCACCGCCUCAACCUCAGCCGAGUCAAGAACAGAAUAGAGAGAGAGAGAGAGAGAGAGAGAGAGAGAGAGAGAGAGAGAGAGAGAGAGCAGAGGAGAGAGAAAAAGUGAAUGACGAGUGAGAUCCAGCUACCCCCAGGAUUUCGAUUUCAUCCGACGGACGAGGAGCUGGUGGUGCAUUAUCUCUGCCGUAAAUGCGCAGCGCAGUCGGUGGCCGUCCCGAUUAUAGCAGAGAUUGAUCUCUACAAGUACGAUCCAUGGCAGCUUCCGGGGAUGGCACUGUACGGUGAAAAGGAGUGGUAUUUUUUCUCGCCGAGGGACCGGAAAUACCCGAACGGAUCGCGGCCGAACAGGGCGGCGGGAACCGGAUACUGGAAGGCGACCGGCGCCGACAAGCCAAUUGGGCGGCCGAAGACGCUGGGAAUUAAGAAAGCGCUGGUGUUUUACUCCGGAAAAGCUCCCCGGGGCCUUAAGACUAACUGGAUCAUGCACGAAUACCGCCUCGCUAAUGUCGAUAGGUCCGCCGGCAAGAACAAAAAUCUCAGGCUCGAUGACUGGGUACUAUGUCGAAUUUACAACAAGAAAGGAACAAUCGAGAAGCAAUCCAGCCUCGAGCAAAAGCCACAAAUCUCAACGCCGCCGCUGUCACAGCACCCUCUGCCGCCGCACCCGGUGGCGCCAUCGGCACCGGCGGACGAUUUCCUCUACUUCGACACGUCGGAUUCAGUCCCCCGGAUGCACACGGACUCGAGCGGCUCCGAGCACGCGGCCUCGCCGGAGUUCACGUGCGACAGGGAGGUACAGAGCCAGAUCAAAUGGGAAAUGGACUUGGGAUACCAAAAUGCCCCCGACUUUCAGUUUAAUUACAUGGAUGCCCUUGCAAAUGACCCUUUUGCCUCUUCUCCGAUGUCCCAUUUCUCGCCGCUGCAGGAUAUGUUCUUCAUGAACCUCCAGAAGCCCUUCUGAUUCGCCCUCUCGGACGGCUGAGGAUCGCCAGGGGCAGCAUGAUCGCCUUGAUCAACGGUGGCUGGUGCCGGUUGGAUUUUCCUAAUGUUAAUACCGAUUACAUUGUAAACAAAUUCUUGUACCUGUAGGACUGUAGUAAGAUUAAUUUUUAAAAAAAAAAAAAUAGAGAAAGUAUAUGAUAGAAAGCUAAAAUUUAAAUUUAUUUUUUGAUUGGGGGAAAAUCCCAAAAGUCAACAUCCACUUUUGGGGGAGGUUUGACUCAUUUUUUUCACCUUUUGAAAAAUGAAUUGAAGAUUUGUAAGCGUUCUCAUUUUCAUAUUGGAAAUUCAAUUUAGUGCAAUUUCUUGGAA